Messenger RNA from Corticium candelabrum, 2001 nucleotides. RefSeq lists its product as uncharacterized. Lineage: Eukaryota; Metazoa; Porifera; Homoscleromorpha; Homosclerophorida; Plakinidae. Gene Ontology annotation, cellular component: ESCRT I complex. Gene Ontology annotation, molecular function: ubiquitin binding; ATP binding; protein kinase activity. The record is from RefSeq and is a predicted model, not a curated record. The coding region runs from base 45 to 1784 and encodes 579 amino acids. Gene Ontology annotation, biological process: endosome to lysosome transport; protein transport; protein phosphorylation. The transcript is spliced from 3 exons.
CUUCAGCACGUUGUUGUUCACUUAAUUCUUGAAGUUUUACUGCGAUGGAAUAUUUAUUCGGGAGAAGUCGGGCGUCCCUAGAAGGUGAUCUGUUUCGUAACAAUUACCACUUUAGGCAUCAAACGCACAAGGACGUCGUGAAUGCACUAACAAAUUUUAGAGAACUGAGAACUGACGUAGUGUGCUCGCUCGCGAACGACGGCACGAAGCGUAUAUCAUUAUACGGGACAAUCCCGAUCAUCUACAAGGAAUCAAACUACAACAUUCCGAUUCGUUUGCUGCUACAAACCGACCAUCCUUACCGUCCUCCUAUUUGCUAUGUUAUACCGACGCAGACUAUGGUGAUCAACGUGUCUACAUGUGUGGAUCAAUCUGGUCUUGUCUACUUGCCGUAUCUUUAUCAAUGGGCACAUCCCCCUUCCAAUCUUACGGAUCUCAUACAAGUCAUGUGCAUCGUGUUUGCAGAGAGCCCGCCUGUCUGUAGCCGUCCAAUUCACUCUAGUAGAGCUGCGCCUUCGCUAUCGACUGACAAUCAAUUGCAAAGAGAGUUGGCUGCACAGCUACACUUUCGUGAACGUCCAAUGCAACGUGAACCUGCACUACACAGAGCCAUCUAUUCUUUACCAAGCCUUGGGAAUUCUCGUCAGUCUCCUGUCAGUUCUGGUUUAUUGACAGACAGUUAUAAUCAAAUGCAACAAGAACAUGCUGCAGUUGUGAAAGAGAGAAAAGAGAAAGAAGAGCUACAGCAAAAACUGCAACAAGAACAAGAAAACAGAGACAACAUUCAGAAGGAACUCGACGAAGCUCGACACCAAAUGAUACAAAUUUGUAAACAGCAAGAACACGAGUUAAGAGAAAAAGCCAACAUUGCAGAGCAGCUAUCAGAUGCUGAACAAGUAAUUGAACGAAACAAAGUCCUCAAUAUACCAUCACAUGAUAUUGAGUUGACUGACACAGAACUAGGACGUGGAUCAUAUGGAGCUGUUUGUGUUGGAUAUUGGCGUUGUUGUCCUGUUGCUGUCAAAGUUUUGUACGAUCAUUUGGCUGCUGAUCAAAGAAAUAUUAGACUCGUACGACAAGAAGCAUCUGUAGCAUGGAAGAUACAUCAUCCAAACAUUGCUGCUGUUUGUGGUGUCACUCUGGAGUUAGAAGAGAAGAAGGCGUGGAUUAUCAUGGAAUUACACAGCGGCUCUAUGUCUGAUGUGAUUUAUGCAUGUCAAGGAGAUGUUGCACCUCUCACUCUACGAGAAAAAGUUGACAUAACACAUGAUUCUUUGUGUGGACUCGAUUACAUUCACAACAUGAAACCUUUGGAGAUUCUUCAUGGUGACCUCUGUCCAAGGAACAUCCUUGUUACUGCAACGAUGAGAGCCAAACUUGGUGAUCUGGGAGGUGCUCGUUUUGAAGAUGCUUCACUUUCAGUUGGUCUUCUUAGUCCACAGUACACAGCACCUGAAAGAUUUGAAUCUCAAGUUCAACCAAAAAGCAAGAAAACAGAUAUGUAUAGCAUAGGAGUGACCAUAUGUGAGCUCUUCACUGCUGAUCCCCCAGAUCGUCAACAAAGAAUGGAUCAAGUGUUUCGUAUUCGUGAGCAAAAUGUUCGUUCUUUAUGUAAGCAGUUGAUGAAAGAUGAUCCUGUCAUUCGACCAACGGCAGCAGAAGCUCGCAGUAUUAUCAGUUGUAUUUGUAAGGCAGACGACUAUAUAGCAUGUCCUCCUAAACGAAUGGUAAAAGGCAAGAUGGAUGGAAUAGCUGAUGUUACUCUUACCCAGCCCAUUUGGUGAACUUGACAUGUUGAACAUAUUUUUGAACUAUAUAUUCAUAGGCAUAUGCAUAGGCAUGUUUGCAAGGAUCAUAAACUUACUGGACAUCAUUUACAGGUUGUUAGAAGGUAUUCAUUAGAUGUUGGCGUUUUUAGUCGUCCGCCAAUUUUUGCGGAGGGGCGGUCAGUCUUGAUUUUUCGCAGCUGCAUCUAGAGGAAAAGUACAUGGUCUCACUGGC